Molecule: messenger RNA, 1119 nt
Organism: Equus quagga
Lineage: Eukaryota; Metazoa; Chordata; Mammalia; Perissodactyla; Equidae
Gene: NUDT7
Product: nudix hydrolase 7
Exons: 4
Coding region: 34-813 (259 amino acids)
Biological process (GO): nucleoside diphosphate metabolic process; coenzyme A catabolic process
Molecular function (GO): acetyl-CoA hydrolase activity; coenzyme A diphosphatase activity; manganese ion binding
Source: RefSeq, a predicted model, not a curated record
UCUCCUCGGCCCAGUGCCAGCGCUGCUCUGCGCAUGCCCAUCCGGCCGAGCCGCCUUCGUGGAGUGUCCUGCCGGAUACAAACUUUCCCCUGGACGAUGUCGCCACCCUCUCCUCCCCGGGAUCGAGUCAGAAACAGUUUGAUAGAUGAUGCUAAGACCCGCUUAAAAAAGCAUGAUGUUGGAACCAAACAUUCUCACUUGUCGCCUACCAAAUACUCCAUCCUUUUACCAUUGGUGGCAAAAGAAGGAAAACUCCAUCUGUUGUUCACCCUCCGAUCAGAUAAGCUAAGAAGGUCACCUGGAGAAGUGUGCUUCCCAGGAGGCAAGUGGGAACCUACAGAUGUGGAUAACGUGGCCACAGCUCUCCGGGAAGCCCAUGAGGAAGUGGGACUGCAUCCUCGUCAAGUGGAGGUCGUCUGCCGCCUGGUGCCGCAACCGCUUGACAAAGAUACAUUGUUAACCCCAGUUGUAGGAUUUAUAGACCACAACUUCCAGGCCCAGCCUAAUCCGGAUGAAGUUAAGAAUGUGUUCCUAGUGCCUCUGGAAUAUUUCCUGCAUCCCCGUGUCUACCACCAGAAUCGACUGACACGUUCAGGUCAUCAUUUUAUUCUUCAUUGCUUUGAGUACACAACCCCUGAAGAUGGUAUGACUUACCAUAUCAAGGGAAUAACUGCAAAAUUUGCUGUGUUCGUUGCCUUAAUUAUUUUGGGGAAAAAACCCACCUUUGAGGUCGAAUUUGAUCUCAACGAUCUAAUAUCAUCCUCUGAAGAGGGCUUCCUGGAGCUUCGUGAACAUGCUGCAAGCAAGUUAUGAUUUAUGAGACCAACAUCCAACUGACUACCUAAGAGGUUUUUAUGGGUGCUUAGCCACAGAAGAGCAACAAUGCCAGCUGUUGGAAUUUGACACGUGGGAAUAUUUUUCCUGCAAUAGGAAGGUAAAAACCUCGUCUUCUUUUCACUUGCCCUCUAUUACCUGAAAGAGCAAAAGUCUUUCAAAAGUGGGAAAAUGUCUUUAUCAUGUUGCAUAAUUCACCUAAAAUAUGUUAACAAUAUUUUUCUUACACAUGUAAGAAAAUUUAUCUGGCACAUAGUAGACACUUAAUAAAUAUUCGUUGAAUAU